This is a messenger RNA of Meleagris gallopavo (turkey), 4183 nucleotides long. RefSeq names its product SET domain bifurcated histone lysine methyltransferase 1 (gene SETDB1). Gene Ontology annotation, molecular function: DNA binding; histone H3K9 methyltransferase activity; protein binding. Gene Ontology annotation, biological process: negative regulation of gene expression; heterochromatin organization. The record is from RefSeq and is a predicted model, not a curated record. Gene Ontology annotation, cellular component: nucleus. Lineage: Eukaryota; Metazoa; Chordata; Aves; Galliformes; Phasianidae.
CGGGAGGCGGCCGGGAUGGAGCGGAGCAGUGGGGGGGACAAACGGUGGACUCACCCCUCUGUGGUUCCGGGUGGAGCAGAAAUGGAUUGCCAGGACAUCAAAGAGCUGCAAAAAGAAGUGAUGGAGGAGAUGGGAAUCUCCAUGGAGGAGCUGGAGGACAUCAUCAACAAGGAGCUGGAGAAGUCUGAGUACGUGAAGCAGAAGAAGCAGCAGCUGGAGGAGCUGGAGAUGUACGUGAAACAGAAGGAAGAGGAGGUGGCUCACGUCGAUCGUCUCUUUGAUGAUGCUUGGAGAGACUUUCAUAAAUGUGAGAUGUUGGUAAAGGAUCUGUACUCCAAGCUGGGCCUGGAGUACCGUGAGAGCAGCUCUGAGGAGGAGGACUUGGCUGCCAAACCCACAGAAGUGAUUGAGAUCCCGGACGACGACGAUGACGACAUCAUGAGUGUGGAUUCGGGGUGGAAGAACAGUGAUAGCAGUCCCAAGGUUCCCAAGGAUCAGACUCUGCUGAGGGAAGCCAUGGCAGCAAUGAGAAGGUCAGCCCAGGACGUUCAGAAAUUUAUGGAUGCUGUGCACAGGAGAACAAACGCCCAGGAUGCGGUGAAAGAUGCACAAACCCCUCAGCAAGCUCCUGGUGCUCUCCAGUCUGCUGGACCUGCUGUGGGGGUGGGUGAUCUCAGCAAUGAUGGUGAUCUGAAGGUUGGCAUGAGGAUCCUGGGCAAGAAGAGAACCAAAACGUGGCACAAAGGGACUCUGAUUGCCAUCCAGACUGUCGGUGCUGGUAAGAAGUACAAAGUGAAGUUUGACAAUAAGGGGAAGAGUUUGCUUUCUGGCAAUCACAUCGCUUACGACUAUCACCCCUCCCCGGACAAACACUACGUUGGGAGCAGAGUUGUGGCAAAAUACAAAGAUGGGGAUCAGGUUUGGCUGUAUGCUGGCAUAGUGGCUGAAACACCAAACGUGAAGAACAAAGACAGGUUCUUGAUCUUCUUUGAUGAUGGCUACGCUUCGUACGUCAAGGAGUGGGAGCUGUACCCAGUCUGCAGGCCGCUUAAGAAGACGUGGGAGGACAUAGAGGACGUGUCGUGCCGGGACUUCAUCGAGGAGUACAUCAGUGCUUACCCCAACCGGCCCAUGGUGCUGCUGAAGAACGGCCAGCUGAUCAAAACCGAGUGGGAGGGGACCUGGUGGAAAUCCAGGGUGGAAGAGGUGGACAGCAGUCUGGUCAAAAUCCUCUUCCUGGAUGACAAACGCUGUGAGUGGAUUUACCGGGGAUCCACGCGCCUCGAGCCCAUGUUCAGCAUGAAAACCUCCACUGCCUCCACCCAGGAAAAGAAGCAGAGUGGACAGGCAAGGACUCGUCCCAACGUUGGCGCUGUGCGGAGCAAAGGCCCCGUCGUGCAGUAUACACAAGAUCUGACUGGAGCUGGAACCCAGUACAGAGCCCUGGAGCAGAUGCAGUCAGCCUCGCUGGCAGCACAGCCCGCUUCUCCGCAGCCCUCUGAGGUGGAGUGCUCUGAUGGUCUGCUGGCCCAGUCGAGGAAGCAGGUGGCCAAGAAGAGCACAUCCUUCCGGCCCGGAUCGGGGCAGUCGUCGCCUUCACCGCCCGUGCUGAGCGAUGCACCAGGAAGAGCGGCUGCAGCCCAGCAGCACCGCUUCCCCAGCGGGCCGGCCGGCUCAGCGCAGCCCUUCCACGGCAUGCUGGACCGGGUGCCCAACGAGCCGUCGUACCGCGCGCCGCUGGAGAAGCUCUUCUACCUCCCCCACGUCUGCAGCUACGCCUGCCUGUCCCGCGUGCGGCCCAUCCGCAGCGAUCAGUACCGCAGCAAGAACCCCCUGCUCAUCCCUCUGCUCUACGACUUCAGGAGGAUGACGGCCCGCCGCAGGGUGAACCGCAAGAUGGGUUUCCACGUCAUCUACAAGACGCCGUGCGGGCUCUGCCUGCGCAGCAUGGCCGAGAUCGAGCGCUACCUCUUCGAGACCGACUGCGACUUCCUCUUCCUGGAGAUGUUCUGCCUGGAUCCCUACGUCCUGGUGGAUCGCAAAUUCCAGCCCUACAAGCCCUACUAUUACAUCGCCGACAUCACCAAGGGCCGCGAGGACGUGCCGCUGUCCUGCGUCAACGAGAUCGACGGCACGCCGCCGCCGCAGGUGGCCUACAGCAAGGAGCGCAUCCCCGGCAAGGGGGUCUUCAUCAACACGGGCUGGGAGUUCCUCGUGGGCUGCGACUGCAGGGACGGCUGCAGGGACAAAUCUAAGUGUGCCUGUCACCAGCUGACGGUCCAAGCGACCGGCUGCACCCCGGGAGGGCAGAUCAACCCCAACUCGGGGUACCAGCACAAGAGGCUGGAGGAGUGCCUCCCAACUGGGGUUUACGAGUGUAACAAGAGGUGCAAAUGCAACGUCAACAUGUGCACCAACCGCCUGGUCCAGCACGGGCUGCAGGUCAGGCUGCAGCUGUUCAAGACUCAGAACAAGGGCUGGGGCAUCCGCUGCCUCGAUGACAUUGCCAAGGGCUCCUUCGUCUGCAUCUAUGCAGGGAAAAUCCUCACGGAUGACUUCGCCGACAAAGAGGGCUUGGAGAUGGGGGAUGAGUACUUUGCAAACCUGGAUCACAUCGAGAGCGUGGAGAACUUCAAGGAGGGCUACGAGAGCGACGCCAAGUGCUCGUCCGACAGCAGCGGGGUGGACCUGAAGGACGACGAGGAGGACAACACGGGCACGGAGGAGCAGGAGGAGUCCAACGAGGACAGCUCUGAUGACAACUUCUGCAAGGACGAGGGCUUCAACGCCAGCUCGGUGUGGCGCAGCUACGCCACGAGGCGACAGACCCGCGGCCAGAAGGAGAACGGCCUCUCGGAAACGGCCUCCAAGGACUCGGGGCUCACACCGCAGGUCGGCCACGAUGAGGCUGCAGCAGCUGCCUCCUGCAAGCUGCCCGUGUCCGAGGAGACCUGCAAGAACAAAGUGGCCUCGUGGCUCAGCUCCAACAGCGUGUCUGACAGCUUCCAGGACAACGACAGCACCUCGUCCUUCAAGAUGAGCGAAGGAGGGGAGGCCAAAGGCUGCAGGGCUGAUCCUGCGCCGGGGGGAGCGGAGGGAGAGGCAAAGGCACCAAGGAAGGAUGAACCUGAAGAUUCAAGCAAAGUCCUGGGGCUCAGCGACCUGGGCAGGCUGUACGGCUACAACCCCAGCCCCCCCAAACUGGAUGGGGUGCGAAGACCCACCAGCAAAACGGCUCUGCUGCAGAGCAGGCGGCACUCGGGGCCCCUGCAGCCCCCCGCCGAGGACGUGCUGACCCUGUCCAGCAGCACCGACAGCGAUGGGGACAACGGGCCCAAGGUGGAGGGGCAGCCCCAGGGUGCUGCCAACGACAGCGACGACAUCCAGACCAUCUCAUCGGGCUCUGAGGAGGAGGAAGGGGACGAGAAGAAGAACCCCUCUGGUUCAGGGCCCAUGAAGAGGCAGGUGGCAGUGAAAUCCACGCGGGGGUUUGCCCUGAAAUCCACCCACGGCAUCGCCAUCAAAUCCACCAACAUGGCAGCAGCCGAGAAGGGCGACAGCGCUCCGGUCUGCAGGACGACACGGCAGUUCUAUGAUGGAGAGGAGUCCUGCUAUAUCAUCGAUGCCAAACUGGAGGGGAACCUGGGCCGCUACCUCAACCACAGCUGCAGUCCCAACCUCUUCGUGCAGAACGUUUUUGUGGACACGCACGACCUGCGCUUCCCAUGGGUCGCCUUCUUCGCCAGCAAGAGGAUCCGGGCGGGCACGGAGCUGACGUGGGAUUACAACUACGAGGUGGGCAGCGUGGAGGGCAAAGAGCUGCUGUGCUGCUGCGGGGCCAUCGAGUGCAGAGGGAGGCUGCUGUGAGCCCGGGGCUCCCAUUUACUGAACUCUGAGCUGCUGGGGGGGCUGCAACCCCCACCCCCAACUGAGCCUGUGCUGUUUGGGGGGGCUGUGACCCCACAGAGCCCUCCCUGCUGUUCCUGUUGCGUUAGCUGGGGCUGUGGGUCACUGUUGCUGCCACUUCAUUGCACUGGGGGGCUCCUGUAGGUGGGGGGGGGGUAGGGAUGGAGGGGGUGAUAAUAAACAUCAGUUAUGGGGCUGAGAGGAGAAGCAGCCACCCCCCAUUAUGAGAUGCAAAGAAUUCUUGUCGUUACAAAGCAAUAAAAUGGGGUUUUCUACA